Chlorella variabilis is the source of this 3789-nucleotide messenger RNA. RefSeq lists its product as hypothetical. NCBI's taxonomy places the organism in Eukaryota, Viridiplantae, Chlorophyta, Trebouxiophyceae, Chlorellales, Chlorellaceae. Gene Ontology annotation, molecular function: ATP hydrolysis activity; ATP binding; P-type ion transporter activity. Gene Ontology annotation, biological process: intracellular calcium ion homeostasis. The transcript is spliced from 33 exons. Gene Ontology annotation, cellular component: endoplasmic reticulum membrane. The record is from RefSeq and is a predicted model, not a curated record. Bases 1 to 3789 code for a protein of 1262 amino acids.
AUGGCGGACCUGCCAGGCGUGGAUGCCAAAGAGCUGCAGGAGGUGGCGCUGUACAGAAAACUAGACAAGUGGCACCGCCUCGAUGUGGCCCCCUUCUUGGCCCUGUACGCGGUGUGGGCGGCCUGGGCCCUGCAGCUGCUCAUCCAGGAAGGCACCGAAAAGUUCACCCUCAUCCAGCUGGUCUCGUAUGCCGUGCUGGCGCUGCACGCGCUGACGUACCUGGGCACGGUGUGGAGCGUGAACAUCAAGAGCCGGCUGCACUUCCGCGCCGUGAGCCACCUGGCAGAUGCCACGCACGUCAAGGUGGUGCCCCACUCGUUUGUGGGAACCAACGAGAUGGUGCCGCUGCACGGCAAGCAGACGGAUGCAGGCCCCAUCAUCAGCUUUGACUUCCGCAAGCUGCACUUCAUCCUGGACCCUAAGGACGGAAUGUUCCACAAGCUCAAAUACCCCACCAAGGAGACAUUUGCCACGUACCGUGCCACCGGCGGGUAUGGCGCUGAGGGCAAGCUGGUGGCGGCGCUUGAGCGGUGGGGCCCCAACAAAUUCGAGGUGCCUGUGCCGCGCUUCACGGAGCUGCUGUGGGAGCAGCUGCUGGCGCCCUUCUUCUGCUUCCAGGUCUUCUGCGUGGGCCUGUGGGCCCUGGACGACUACUGGUACUACUCCCUCUUCACCCUGUUCAUGCUGGUCAGCUUUGAGUGCACGGUGGUGGGGCAGCGCCUCAAAAACCUCAGCGACGUGCGCCGCCUGCAGGCUGUCAAGCAGCCCCUCAACGUGUACCGCAGCGGCAAGUGGGGCAAGCUGCCUGGCGAAGCGUUGCUGCCCGGCGAUGUGGUCUCGGUUGUUCGGUCAGAGGGCGGCGAUGAUCUGGUACUGCAGGCAGACGUGCUGCUGCUGGCAGGCACCUGCAUCGUGGAUGAGGCAGUGCUGACAGGCGAGAGCACGCCGCAGUGGAAGAAUCCUGUGGGGGAGGCCACGGGGGACGAGAUUGAUGCCUCUGAGCUUGAGCCCACCUCCAGGCAAGCUAGCUACACAUGUAUAGUUGCAGGCAGGCAGGAUUCAGGGGGCAGCAGGCACGGGCUCAGCAUCAAGCGUGACCGCAUGCACGUGCUGUUUGGUGGCACCAAGCUGCUGCAGUCAAGCGGCGACAAGAGCGCCAAGAUCAAGACACCCGAUGGCGGCUGUCUGGCCGUGGUGCUUCGCACCGGCUUUGGCACGGCGCAGGGCCGCCUGAUGCGCACCAUCCUGUAUUCGACCGAGCGGGUGACGGCCAACAACGCCGAGGCAUUCCUCUUCAUCCUCUUCCUGCUGGUCUGGGCCAUCGCCGCGAGUGGAUACGUGCUCUACCGCGGCCUGCAGGACCCCGACCGCGACCGCUUCAAGCUCAUCCUCAACUGCAUCAUGAUCCUCACCUCGGUCAUCCCUCCCGAGCUGCCGAUGGAGCUGACGGUGGCUGUGAACGCCAGCCUGCUGGCGCUGGCCCGCAAGAAGAUCUUCUGCACCGAGCCCUUCCGCAUCCCCGUGGCCGGCAAGCUCACCACCUGCUGCUUUGACAAGACCGGCACGCUGACCAGCGACCACAUGGUGCUGGAGGGGGUGGCUGGCACCCAGGGGCACGAGGACGACGUCGUGGCAGACGUCAAGACGCUGCCCACUGCAGUCAGCCGCGUGCUGGCCUGUUGCCAGAGCCUGCUGCUGGUGGACAAGGGCAUGGUGGGAGACCCAGUGGAGAAGGCGGCUGUGGAGGCCACAGGCUGGGUGUGCAAGCAGGACACCAUCACCAGCCACGGCGACAGCGGCAAGGAGUCCAACAAGGCGAGUGCCUGCUGUUGGGCUCGGUGUUGCCCAAUCAUGCACCGCUUCCACUUCAACAGCGUGCUCAAGCGCAUGAGCACCAUCGUGGAGACUGAGGGGGAGGGCUGUCACAGCUGGUGGGUGCUGAGCAAAGGCGCGCCAGAGGUGGUGCAGGGCUUGCUGGCCACCGUGCCGCCGCACUACCAAAAGUGCUACAAGCACUAUGCCUCCGAGGGGGCUCGCGUGCUGGCGCUCGCCUACAAGCAGCUGCCCGGCGAGAUGACGCCCUCCGAGCUGCGCCACCUGCCCCGUGACCACGCGGAGAGCGGGCUGCUGUUUGCCGGGUUUGCGGUGUUCCGCAGCCCGCUCAAGGAUGACUCCGAGCCCGCGCUGCGCAUGCUGCGCGAGUCGCAGCACCAGCUGAUCAUGAUCACAGGUGACGCGCCGCUGACAGCGUGCCACACGGCCGCCAAGGUGCACAUUGUGACACGGCCCGCCCUGAUUCUCACCAAGGCUGGCAACGGCAACGGCAGCAGCAAUGGCGGCUCACUUGUCUGGCUGUCGCCUGAUGAGCGCACCCGUGAGCCCUUUGAUUCCUCCCUGAGCGCUGCCUGGCAGCUGGCCCAGGACUACGACCUCUGCAUUACAGGCGAUACGCUGGCAGCGCUGCAGGACAUUGGCGCUGCCGAGACUUAUAUCCCUCUUUCUCAGGUGUAUGCCCGCGUCACUCCCGAACAAAAGGAGGUGGUGGUGAAAACGCUGCGCGCGGUGGGCCUGCACGUGCUCAUGUGCGGCGACGGCACCAACGACGUGGGAGCGCUCAAGGGCGCGCACGUGGGCGUGGCGCUGCUGCCACCGCCUCCGGCGGGCAAGGUCAAGAAGGACAAAGCCAGUAAGAGCGGUGGCAAGGGCAGGCUGACAGCAGGCGCAGACGGCGGCAGCGCCGCGGCGGGCAGCUCGGCCAUCGUGCCGCGCGGCUUGCACGGCAGCCAGGUGGUGCAGCAGCGGCAGCAGCCGGGCCAAGCCCAGGGCGCGGGCAGCGCUGCUAGCCCCAACGCCGAGCCGCCCAAGAACCGGCCAGGCGCCAUGAUGAUUGCCAAGCUUCGGGCCCAGGGGCGACCAGUGACCCCCUUCAUCGAGCGCAUGGCCAAAUCAAUGGAUGACAUGGCGGAGGCGGCAGAGGCCGAGGCGAGCAACAUGGUGAAGCCGGGCGACGCCUCCAUGGCGGCCCCCUUCACCGCCAAGCAGAGCAGCGUCAUGCCCUGCCUGGACAUCCUCAAGCAGGGGCGCUGCACCCUGGUGACCACCAUCCAGAUGUUCAAGAUCCUGGGCCUGCUGUGCCUCUCCACCGCCUACUCCCUGUCGGUGCUGUACAUGGAUGGCAUCAAGCUGGGGGACCUCCAGGCCACGACGGCGGGCAUGCUGACCGCCGGCAUGUUCUUCUUCAUCUCCAACGCAAAGCCCCUGGACAAGAUGAGCAAGGCGCGCCCCCACCCGCGCGUCUUCUGCCGCUACGUCUUCACCUCUCUGCUGGGCCAGUUUGCCGUCUACCUCACUUUCCUCAUGUACAUGCAGCACAAGGCGCACGCGCUCAUGCCCCCGGAGGAGCGCCAGGAGCCGGAUGCCGAGUUCAAGCCCAACCUCAUCAACACCAUCUGCUUCCUGGCCAACUUCAGCAUCCAGACCAUGACGUUUGCGGUCAACUAUGUGGGCGAGCCCUUCAACACGCCGCUGCUGGAGAACAAGUUCUUUGCUGCCUCUGUGAAAUGGUCGGCAGGCCUGUACGUCACCCUGGUGCUCAACAUCCCCGUGGGCAUCUCCAGCUGGUUCUCUCUGUUCCAGAUGCUGGCAUUUGCGGCGGCCGCCUUUGGCAUCGCCACCUUUAUCGAGCGCACGGCCCGCACCGCCUUCCCCGCGGCGAUACCCCCGGAGAAGGGCGGCCUCACGGGGCCCUUUGCCCAGCUGGCGGCGGCGGCGGCAGCAAAGGAGGACUAG